CACACCAUCAGCCAGUCUGCUCUCAGUCAUUCUCCCUGCGCACAGCUGAGGCUCCACAUCCUCCUCCUUCACACACCGGCCAGCACUGCUCUGACAAAACAGGGGAAAGACACACAACUGUACGCAAACUGAGGAAAACAGCAAGAGCAUCAGGAUGAGGAUGAGUCUGUGUUGUCCCACACAGACCAUGAAGAGCUUCACACCUCCCCUGGUUCUCCUCCUGCUCCUCCUGAGCAGCAGCAGCAUCAGGGCCGUCCCUCCUCCGUUACAGCUGGCCCCUGACACCCCGGCCCCGGCUGAGCCCACCCCGACCCAGGCUACACCCCGGCCGGACCCCUGCGAAGGCCGACCCUGCCUAAAUGGGGGCUUCUGCCUGGCCCUCACCUCUGCCGGCAGGCCAGAGGACACCUGGGAGUACGCUUGUACAUGCAGCCAAGGAUUCACCGGACGCAACUGUGAGUUUUUCACAGACCCUUGUGCCAGCAGCCCCUGUCUCCAUGGAAACUGCAGCCGGAGCGAUGGUGAUGGAGAGGGGGAGCCGGCCUACACCUGUGAGUGCAGUGAUGGCUACGAGGGGGAGAAGUGUGAUCAGAUCCUAUUGGACCUUCCAGCUGCUGACUGGGACCCAGCCACCCCCUCCGCCCCCGAACUGGCCACCCCCGUCACUUCCACAACCACGGCCGCCACUCAGCCACCGCAGCCAACCACCGUCCCCUCAACCACAACUCCAGCACCUCCCACCCUGCAACCAUGGCAACCUAAACCCGGACAGAGGAUGCUGGUGGUGCCAUGGGAGGCUGACAGGGUAACUGAAGGUCUGCACUGUGUCAGCCCUGAGCUGUGUGAGCUGACAUCAGGAACUCUAACUCUGUCUGUGGAGGUGCCUGAAGAGACAGCUGUAAAGGUGGUGGUGAAUGCCAGUGGAGCUCCGGUGCUGUGGCGUGUUAACGAAGAAGGCUACCUCCGUUCAUCCAUCGUGAAUGGCACUACAAUGUGGUUCCUGCAGGCCCCUGAUGGACUGGUGGUGCAGGACCACUUGCUGCCGCUGGGGCAGAACUACUUUCUCAGUGUGCUGCGCGUGGGCGCCCCCACAGCCCCGGAGGUCACCCUGCGUCUCAACCUGACAGUGAAGGCCAGCAGCUGUGUGGAGCCAGGCAGCAGCUUCAGUGAUCCGCAGUGCUCUGGGAAAGGCAAAUGCAUCACACAACCCUCUGAGAGCACUUUCUUCUGUGAGUGUGACGACGGCUACACAGGAAUCUUUUGUGAAGAAUUUGACGCCUGCCAUCACAGACCUUGUCGCAACAACGGCACCUGCACCGAUGUUAGACAGGGAGGUGAAGGACGCAACUUCACAUGUACCUGCCCACCAGGUUAUGAGGGGGAGCGCUGCCAGUUGCUGGUCGACCACUGCCUGUCUGAGCCAUGCAAGAAUGGAGCCACAUGUUUCAGCAGCCUGGCUGGGCCCAGGUGCUACUGUCCUGAAGGUUACCAGGGUGCCACAUGUGAGCAGAAGGUGGACCCCUGUGCCUCCAGCCCCUGUCACAAUAAUGGCACAUGCUACGCUCAGGGCCCCGGCCCCCUGGGAUUCGGCUGCAGCUGCACAGCGGGCUUCACCGGCCCCACGUGUGCCCAGCUGGUGGACUUCUGUGCCCUGAACCCCUGUGCCCACGGGGUCUGCCGCAGUGUGGGCAACAGCUACAGGUGUCUGUGCAUCCCAGGCUACCAUGGCUUGUACUGCGAGGAGGAGUACAAUGAGUGUCUGUCUGCACCCUGUCAAAACUACGCCACCUGCAGGGAUCUCAUCAAUGCCUAUGAAUGUGUCUGCACACCACAGUUUGAAGGCAGACACUGUGAAAUCUACAAGGAUCCUUGUCUGAAGAUGCGUUGCCAGAACGGAGGCCGCUGUGAAAGUGCAGGACUGAACGCUUCAUGUGCCUGCCCACCUGGAUAUAUGGGGGAGAGGUGUGAGGUCGACAUCAACGAGUGCGAGAGUAACCCUUGUCACCACGGUGGCACAUGCAUUGACCAAUCAAACAGCUUCACCUGUCACUGUCCACCUGGGUGGGUGGGGCCCAGCUGCGAAAUCCACCUGCAGUGGAAGCCGGCCCACUCUGAGGACACCCUGACCAACAUGCCACGCCACUCCCUCUACAUCAUCAUUGGGGCGCUGUGUGUGGCCUUCGUCCUCAUGCUCAUCAUCCUCAUUGUGGGCAUCUGUCGCAUCAGCCGAAUCGAGUACCAGGGGUCGUCACGUCACGCCUACCAGGAGUUCUACAACUGCCGCAGCAUUGACAGUGAAUUCAGCAACGCCAUCGCCUCCAUCCGCCACGCCAGAUUUGGCAAGAAGUCCAGGCCUGCCAUGUAUGAUGCCACCCCCAUAGCCUAUGAAGACUACAGUCCUGAUGACAAGCCUUUGGUUACCCUUAUUAAAACUAAGGAUUUGUAAGAAAAAAGCAACAACCAUCCCAACACAUACAUAAAAGCCACCACAUACACACAACAUAACACACACAACGUCAGUACAAAUCUUAAAGUAUUUCUUAAGAAAAAAUAAAUAACAAAACUGAAUGUAAAGUGAAGAAUAAAAAAAAGUAAAUAAAAAAUCUAAAUAUACCAUGUACUUUCAAAAGAAGAAAUCUGGAAUUUGAUACAUCUAUUUUCCUGUCAAAGUCCAUGAUAAGGCUUUAUUGUAGCAUAAGAGCAUACUUUGCAUUACCUACGCUGACAAUGAUGAUGGAUGGGCAACACUACCGGUAACCUCUGCUGUACAAUAGAGUGAUGACUUUAGUCUGUACCAGACUGUCUGUCUGUAGGCAGGGCCAGCCACCUAUGAGCCCAGUUUCUAAGUGUAAACUCAGCAGACAGUGCUGACAACAGUCCUUACAGGUGUCGUAGACAUAGGUGCACUCCCUGUGGUGCACACACUGUACCUUUUCUAUAUUUAAAAAAAUUCUGCAGUAGGUUGCCUUACUUUGUGCAUGGUUAGAUUUGAUGUUCUCUCUGCAUUAUUUUAAAACCCUUUGUACUUUGUUGUUGGUUGUUAUAUUUUUCAUUGCAGUUGUAUUUCUCUCUGUCAGCAUUGUGCCAAAUAUUUUCUCUGGGUAAUUUGUGGUUAUAGAUUCAAUACAUACAUGUACUGACAUGAUUAGUCACAUGGGAGCUCAUGGAGAUUUCAUUUAAAUACAUAUUGUCCAGUUCUUUACAUGCAAGUUUCUCAUGGUGUAUGAAUAGUAAAGAAAGUGGGUUUACUGGAGUACUGUGACCCUAGCAUCCUACUGUAUGUAUUUCAGUGAUAUUUGGUAAUAGGUAGGUAUUAUCUCAAUGCACAGAAACAUAGUCGGUUUAAUGCGACGUACCUGUUAGAACCAGUGUACAGAUUCACCUCUAGUAAUGACAGUGUUGAAUAAUUUCUGGACAGUUUGCCAGAGAGGCCUCUUAACUGAGAGAGGAAUAGGAAGCAGCCGAGAGAGAGAGAGCGGAGAAAUGAAGACAGAAGGUAACAUUGACUGCUCCAGUGUAUACUGUGUGUGCUUCUGUGUCCCGCCAAUGGAAAACUCUCUGUCUGUGCAGCUGUGUUGUUCCUCUCAAGGUCAAGCAGUGUUUUAACAAUAGGCUCAACUAAUCCUCUGGUCUUUUUUUCUCUCAUUUUAAAUACAGCAACCACACGAUUACCUAUUAUCUAUGUUGAAUGAUGUAAACAAUAAAAACUCAAGUGAACAUAAUGGA
Messenger RNA from Sphaeramia orbicularis (orbiculate cardinalfish), 3726 nucleotides. RefSeq names its product delta/notch-like EGF repeat containing (gene dner). Bases 155 to 2446 code for a protein of 763 amino acids. Gene Ontology annotation, molecular function: Notch binding; calcium ion binding. The transcript is spliced from 13 exons. Gene Ontology annotation, biological process: Notch signaling pathway. The record is from RefSeq and is a predicted model, not a curated record. NCBI's taxonomy places the organism in Eukaryota, Metazoa, Chordata, Actinopteri, Kurtiformes, Apogonidae.